AUGUUCCAGAACCAGCAGAACACCGCCCGCGGCGGCCCGUUAGGCGGCAACAGAUUACAAAAUGGAAAGCUGGGCAGCGGCUCACAAUGGGCAUUUGGCGGAUCCAUGGGCGCGGCUCCUGGCCUCUCUAAUGCACAAUCGCGAGCAAACGGCGGUGGGCUAUCGAGCUUUGCACAAACAAUCGGCAGCUCUCAGUCCCAUACCCCUCUAAAUCUCGAAGAGUUUCCCUCAUUAUCGGGCGCGCCACAAGCACAACAGAACACGUCUGCACAGCAGAUGUGGUCAAAUCCAACGCUACGUACGACGCAACAGCACUCUACGAUUCAACGACCGCAGGGGCAAGGCGUCCAACAAGGCCAAGCCGGUCAGCCUGCAAAUCAACAGCUGAAUCAAGCGCACGAUGAGGGUGUAGGCACCGCACAAGGUCAAUUCUUGGCGGUUGGGGAUGAUUACAGGUUCGGAGGACAGUCAGGAGUCGGACAACUCUCAGGCGCGUCUCAACCUCAGACGGGCAACAUUGACGAGUUCCCACCACUAGGAGGCAGUGCUGACAUUGGACCUGAUCGGAGAACCGGUAUGAUACAAAAUGCUGCGGCCUACGGUGGCAAUGCGAAUACAAAUGCGUUUCCUGGGCUCGGGCAAACAAGGAACGGGCUUUCAAGUCCCACCGAUACGCAGCAGGAUCGGACAAUCAACCCGACAAUAGCAGGCAGAGGGUUGAAUGCUGCCACAGCGUCUCGAUCCCCCUUUGACAACAUGCGCGGUAGUGGCGGGACUCCUAGUCUACCAGACAAUCACCCACGCGCUGGACACGCGUUAGGAGACAUACAAAGCAUGUCUUUCAUGGGCUCCACACCGCAGAAUCUCCCACCAGUGGGACAACGACCGCCGCAGAGUCAAUUUGAGUCGGCAUUUGGCGCUGACACUGUGGGUUCUCCGAACGCUCAAGCACCACACAAGAGACUAGCGGACAUGACAGAGGCGGAGCGGUAUACUCUUCCUGGGUUGCUGUCUAUGAUACCCAUGGAUAGCCCCGAUUACUCCUCGCUUGCGGUCGGUCAAGACCUUACAGUAUUAGGGCUUGACCUUAGCCGUCCGGAUAAUUCUCCCUUGCACCCCACGUUCGGCUCACCGUUUGUGGAAUCAAACGCCAAGCCUGUAAUACCACCUGACUUCAAGCUUCCUGCAGCCUACACUGUGACAAACGUACCGCCACUGCAUACCAAGGUGACCAGCUUCUCCGCAGAAACACUACUUGCCAUAUUUUAUCAGUUCCCGCGCGACAUAAUGCAGGAGAUUGCUGCCAACGAAUUGUACAAUCGCGACUGGAGAUGGCAUACCAAACUCCAACAAUGGAUGAUGAAGGAUCCGGAUUUACCAGCACCUGUGCGGCUGUCUCCGAAAGUCGAGCGCGGAUGGUACUUGUUCUUCGAUGUUACGAAUUGGCGGAGGGAGCGGCGAGAGUUCGAACUCGACUACGAUCACCUAGAUCAACGCCACGGGCCAGCCAUGGCAGGUGCUGUCUAG
Didymosphaeria variabile is the source of this 1527-nucleotide messenger RNA. It is a transcript of the gene CDC36, whose product is annotated as transcriptional regulator. Gene Ontology annotation, biological process: nuclear-transcribed mRNA poly(A) tail shortening; regulation of DNA-templated transcription. The transcript is spliced from 7 exons. The coding region runs from base 1 to 1527 and encodes 508 amino acids. The record is from RefSeq and is a predicted model, not a curated record. Gene Ontology annotation, cellular component: P-body; CCR4-NOT core complex. Lineage: Eukaryota; Fungi; Ascomycota; Dothideomycetes; Pleosporales; Didymosphaeriaceae.